AUAGUAACCCCGUUCGUAAAUGUGAUUCUAGGUACUUAUCUCUAUUUUUCUUUCCAGAAAUUCACUGAAGAGGCGAAACUGAUGUCGCAAUCAAAGAAACUAAUCUACUUUACUAUUGUCAAUGGAGCCUUCGAAAAGAUGACGCUAAACUGGUUAUGUAAUGUGGCUGCAUUCAAGGUUAGUUUUCGACAUCAUGAAACUUUUCUGAUGCUUCGACCCGGAAAGUAUCUUCCUGGUUACGAAGAGGACUUGGACUGGGGAGAACAGAAGUACAUCGAUUUUCUGGUUGUCAGACUUCAGUUGAUGAAAGCUCUAGUAGAAAGUUCGGUGCGAUUCGUAUUGAUUGAGACCGACUCGACAUGGUUCCGAGAUCCGAUGGAGCUGUUUCUCAAUGCGACAAUGAUUGACGAUGCUGAUAUUGUGACUCCAAUCAAGGGGACUACUCAUGGAGACUCGUUGGCCUUCAGUCCCAUGCUGGUCGAACCGACAAACACGUCGGUGGUUUUAUUCAAAGAGAUCAAUCGGCGGAUUUCAGAUAACACAUCACUGUACGAUCAGGACGUUCUCAACGAGUUAUGCUCUAUACAACAUCACGGUGUAGUUUGUCGAAAUUUCGAGUACAGCGAAAUAGCUGAUGGGAAGUACUAUCUCAGCGACGAGGACAAAGGCCUCAUGCAGCCGUACAUUGUCAAUAACAACUUCUAUGUAGGUCUGAAGAACAAAGAAGCUCGCCAGGCUAUAAGUGGUCUAUGGUUCCUGACUAGAAGUGGACGCUGUUCAGUCGAGAAAGUUGAGCGGGCUCGAAAGCGUUUUCUCGGCCUAAGAUAG
This is a messenger RNA of Haemonchus placei, 828 nucleotides long. The record is from the annotation of a GenBank genome assembly. NCBI's taxonomy places the organism in Eukaryota, Metazoa, Nematoda, Chromadorea, Rhabditida, Trichostrongylidae.